Microtus oregoni (creeping vole) is the source of this 2000-nucleotide messenger RNA. RefSeq names its product proline rich 3 (gene Prr3). The transcript is spliced from 4 exons. Bases 79 to 969 code for a protein of 296 amino acids. Gene Ontology annotation, molecular function: RNA binding; metal ion binding. Lineage: Eukaryota; Metazoa; Chordata; Mammalia; Rodentia; Cricetidae. The record is from RefSeq and is a predicted model, not a curated record.
GGGGCAAGGACUUUGGAGAGGAGGUCAGAGAGCGCGGAGUUGUGACUGCAGCUGUUGCCAUGGUAACCGGGGGACCGGAUGUGGCGGCCUCAGGGUGCGACAGGCCGCUCGCUUGCCGCCGGAGGCCCGAAGUCCGGCCAGUGCCUCCCGGUAACGCGGCGGAGGUGCUUUUCCACGUGCGCGAGUGAGCAGGGGCUACACCGGGGAAGCAAAGCCUCCCGCUGCGCGGCAGACCGAGCGAGGCCCCAGGUUGGAGGAUGCUGCCGCGGAUCCACAACCCGCCGGAAGUGGCAUGGCGAAAGCCUCGGUCUCCCGGCCCACCGCCCACCCGGAAGCGGAAACAAACCUAGUGUGCCCCUUCCUCACUGCCCUCCAAAUCCUACUGCAGCCAUUGCCGCAGCCACGAUGCCUAAACGAAAGAAGCAGAAUCAGCAGCAGCAGCCGCCGCAGCAUCCCGCACUGUCCGACCGGGAAGAGCCCGGAGACGAAGAGGACGAGAGUCGCCUUGGACCACCCAGCCUUCUGGGCCCUCCCCCCAUGGCUAAUGGAAAGCCUGGUGACCCCAAGUCAGCUCUUCACAGGGGUCCUCCAGGAUCAAGGGGACCAAUGAUUCCACCACUGCUGAGUCUCCCACCUCCUCCACGGGGUAGAGGCCCUAUUCGAGGAGGUCUUGGUCCUAGAGCUAGCCCAUAUGGUCGUGGUUGGUGGGGUGUCAAUACUGAGCCUCCUUUUCCUGGGCCAGGCCAUGGGGGUCCCUCUAGGGAAAGCUUUUACAAAGAGCCAAGAAAUCCACGAAGGCUCAAAAGCUGGUCUCUUGUCAAGAACACCUGCCCACCUCCGGACAUUCCCCCGGUGAUGGAAGACAAAUCUGACCGCCCUGUCUGCCGACACUUUUCUAAAAAGGGCCACUGUCGAUAUGAAGACCAUUGUGCCUUCUACCAUCCAGGCGUCAAUGGCCCUCCUCUGUGAGACUGUGCCUUCCCACACAGGCUGACCUUGUGGCCCCAUCAUAGCUACUUGAAGGUUCUCCUAUCACCUUCAGUCAGCGACAUGUCCACCCCAUUCAUCACCUCCCCCGUUUGGGGUCCAGAGUUUGGUUGUCACUGGUGUGCGGUGUGCACUGUCUUCUGAUCCAGGCUCCAGACCUUUGGGACCCCGUCUUGCUCCCUUCCACUGCCUCCUGGAUCUUCCCCUCUGUCAAGUGACUGCUGAACAGGAAACCUUUGGUGCUGUUUCUUGUGCAUCUGUUGGCCUGUCCCCCAGUAUUGCCCUCGGUUCCCAAGGACCCUGGAGCAGCCUGCAGUCCUUUGAUGGGAAGCCCCAGUGUUUGCAGCUGCCCAGGAAGCGCACCAGGUUGUCUGGCCUUGGGGUCAGGUUUGAGUGACUGGUCCAGGCUUGCUCCCCGAACAGUCUACCCCUGCUUUUGGACGUCCUAGCUUCUUGUUGGUAGCAUGAGCCCCACCGCUAAGGCCUGUGGUCACUGUGCUUUGUGAAACUGUGCAUCCCUUGUCGCCUUCCUCAGUGUCUGUGGCAUUUUUGUGCUUUCCCCACACUAGAUAAAUUUUUCUGCCAAAUGGAGCGAGGCUCUUGGUGCCCUCCAGAUUCCACCUACCUCCCAGCGUGGGAGAACGUGAGACUUUUCCUGUCGUGCCCUCUCCCCUGGUGUCAGUUAUUCUGGGUCUGACACAGCCAGGGAUGUCCUGCCUCCCCACCCAGCUCCUGCCUGUCUCAUUUUAGUUGGGCCCUAUCAUUGUGGGACCACCAGCCCUUUCAUUUGAACUCUGUGACUCUCCCCCUGGACAGUGGGUACUGUCCCCUCUGACCCUCCUCUCUGACGUCCCUGACACUGGUUGUUUUCUGUGAAAACGGCAGUGAACAUGCUGGGUUUUGAGCUGGCCCUGAGGAGGUGGGCAGGAGGUGGAGAGUUACUGGAGAACUAAGAGUGACUUUUUCUUCUUUUUAAUGUUUUUUUAUAUUAGUAAUAAACACAGUGGAAACCG